Molecule: messenger RNA, 957 nt
Organism: Zymoseptoria tritici IPO323
Lineage: Eukaryota; Fungi; Ascomycota; Dothideomycetes; Mycosphaerellales; Mycosphaerellaceae
Exons: 3
Coding region: 1-957 (318 amino acids)
Biological process (GO): antimonite transmembrane transport; arsenite transport
Cellular component (GO): plasma membrane
Molecular function (GO): antimonite transmembrane transporter activity; arsenite transmembrane transporter activity; antiporter activity
Source: RefSeq, a predicted model, not a curated record
AUGGGUAACUACGUGGACGGCAUUGAAGAAGCUCUGCAAAAAGGGAAAUUCGUGCAGGUGUCCGUGCCAAUUGCUGUUGGGUUGCUUGUAAUGAUGUAUCCCAUCUUGUGCAAAGUUCAAUAUGAGACACUGCACCUCGUGUUUUCAAAGCGCGCAGUAUGGAUCCAGUUGGGCUUCAGUAUUCUAAUGAACUGGAUUAUUGCACCUUUCCUGAUGCUCGCCCUUGCCUGGGCAUUUCUGCCAGAUGAACCAGGCCUACGCGAAGGUCUCGUCCUUGUCGGACUGGCGCGCUGUAUUGCUAUGGUACUCAUCUGGACUGGUCUUGCAGGCGCGGAUGAGGAGUACUGCGCAAUCCUUGUUGCUGUUAACUCAAUCCUCCAAAUGGUAUUGACAGCGCCACUGGCCAUAUUCUUUCUGAGAGUCAUUUCGGGCUCGACCACAACCAUCCAGAUCCAGUAUAGCGUCGUUGCCACCAGCGUCGGCGUAUUUUUGGGAAUACCGCUUGGAGCUGCAAUUGUCACGCGCUUUGCCAUACGCGCAAUCAACGCACGAUGGUACCAAGAUGUCUUCCUCAAGUGGAUCGCACCCUGGUCCCUCAUUGGACUCCUAUAUACCAUUCUGGUCCUCUUCGCAUCGCAGGGCCGCAACGUCGUGCACCAGAUUGUGUCGGUCGUUCGCGUUGCCGCUCCCCUUAUUGUCUACUUCUUCGCCAUUUUCACUUUUACUCUAUUCGUGACGCACAAGCUUGGAUUCGGAUACAAGCUCGCGGCAACCCAGAGUUUUACUGCUGCAAGCAACAACUUCGAGUUGGCGAUCGCCAUAGCUGUGGCGACGUAUGGCCCAAACUCUGAUCAAGCACUCGCAACCACAGUUGGGCCGCUUGUUGAGGUGCCCGUGUUGCUGGCUCUUGUGUAUUUCGUCAAAUGGGUUGCAAGACGGAGGCAGUGGGAAGACUGA